Messenger RNA from Aureobasidium vineae, 1490 nucleotides. Lineage: Eukaryota; Fungi; Ascomycota; Dothideomycetes; Dothideales; Saccotheciaceae. The record is from the annotation of a GenBank genome assembly.
CAUCAAUCAUGUCGCCUUACAAUGUCCCGGAUCCGCCACCAGGAGUGCCUCCAGGCUUCGAUCUAGACAAUUAUGUUACAAAACUGAAUCCUGCAACGAACCAAUUCGACAUACACCCUCGCGUACACGGCAAGUACUCGCAGCAGGAACUUACCGCAGUAGACCCAAUCGCUGGAAAUAGGGAUCUCAAAGUUGGCCCACCUAGUCGAGCUCCAGAUUGGCAUCCCAUCGUAGAGCAAUGGGGACUUCAAGUGAUGGGAGCGGCUGGCUUUAUCGACAGCACAGCUUACCGUACACCGGGACAGGGACAGAGGCAGAUGCCUGAAGGUCGCCUUACUUCUACCCUGGGUCAUGGUCCAAUCCACCCCCUGCUCAGAGAAGACAUGUGGCACGGACUUCGGGCUGGCGAAUACGCCCUCAUGGAACCUGCGAUACGUCUGGCUUCCGCUAUCCUGGACGAUCCAGAAACUCUGCGCUUCUUUGCUGGAAUCACGGUUCCCAGCGACCAGAUGCCAUAUGUGCACCUUCCACAUAUCGGGAAGUGUCCCAUAUACGGGCCUGGCCAACCACUCGACGCGGCUGCACUGGCAGACAUAUANCAAAAAGUCAUGGAUAUGCGUGCAUACAUGGCGUGGGAAAUGCGGGAUAUGAAUAUUAUCAUAGGCAAUCACAGCGCUUUUGGCCUUACGAAGCUGUGGGUGGAGAGUGAUGGCAAAGUUGCUCGAGGUGCGAGAGGAGUUGGUGUCAUCCAAAUGAGCCGAGGAUACACUGACAUUAUGCGAAUGUACUCCAACACUGAUCCGACACUAACUGAACUCGGAAGGUUCAUCAACGACACACAAUGGCUUGCAUCGAUACCUAUAGAAGACAACAUUCUCAUCUGUGAAGAAUCAGCAAUUGCACGCAGUACAGUUCUCUUUGUAGACACCUUGAUCCAUGAACUCACGCAUGCAAUCUGCGGUGUCUACUUCGACGUAACCCUAAUGGCAAUACCGGGAAUGCCACAACACAGCCACGUCUACGAGCCCUUCUUCGCGGGCGACCGCUGCAACGAGACCGGACACGCUAUCUCGUCCUAUAUCUUCCUCGGCAACCCCAACCACUCGUCCCUAUGGCUACAACAGCACAUUGGCCCGCUAGGACUUCACUGGGCUGACAAGUGGGACAAAUGGAAAAUCGACCCAGGUGCUUUCCCCACUGGCAAAACAAGAGCUGUGAACGAUGUAGACUAUAACGUUCUGCAACGUUACACCCCUGUGCCUCAAUCGCAUGUCAACAAGAGGUUGUCUACGCAGUUGUGGCAGGACGAGAUAUAUCGUUUUGGUCUUGAUGCUCUUCGAACGCCUCGGUUGGACAAUUGGUCGGUGGGAUGGACACCUAGNGGAAAUGAGAAGGGCUGCUGGGGUACGGGACGUGAUAGGUGGAAUGAUGGGCCGGCUCCUGCUCCUCCCUCUUCCAGUACGGAUAGUGAUGCGGGAGGAGUUCCAUUG